CCAGAGGGAUCUAGGCCUACCCUCUCCCUGGUGACCUUCCCCGAGGUGUGGGAGGAAGAGUGGGAGACUUGGCUGUCCGGAUCCACCCUGCCCCUCUCCUGCCUGGUGAUUAUCUUCCCCCGGGUGUGGGGGGUGCCCAAGGCCUGGCUUCAGGCCCUGGGAGAGGAGGGGGAGGGCCGGAAAGGAGCUGUGUGGGACAGCUGCAGGAAGAGACCAGGCUGGCUCACAUUUGGGAAUCAGGAUGCCUGGACCUGUCCCUGCCCUCCUCUGCCUCCUGGCUGGCUUUCUCCAGAAGGAAUCGAUUCUGAAUUAGGAUGUUUCCACCUCACUUCUCCCCUUUGCUGCUGCUGAUUGAGACUCUGCGAGAAAGAGCAAAGAAAGAGGUGCCCCAGGGCAUGGUGCCACGUGGGUGCACAGAAGGGGACACACACCCACAGCUGCGGUCCAUCCGUUCCACAGCAACAUACAUCCACGCGAUGUAACCGGGACCCUCCUUUCCCUCCGCUGACUGGACAAACACUCUAUCCAUCUGCCACGUGUUGAUAGGACAUCGGGAUGAGGCCCUCAAUCCUGUUUGCUGUCUUCCUCUGGCUCCGGGGUUUCUUGGUCCAGGGACAUGAGUGUCACACUCUGGCAAGGAGCCCAGACGGAGAGAGUGGAGGACCACCUCUGAACGUGAACGUCAGCAGCCAGGGGCGGCCUACUAGCCUCUUCCUGAGCUGGGGAGCCCCAGGGCCAGACAAGUUCAGCCAUGCCCUCCGCCUCACCCACCUGAGUCCCCUGGGCUCUCCAGAAGGGCCGCAGCUCCAGGCCCACACCAACGCAUCCAGCUUUGAGUUCCGGGACCUGGUGCCAGGAAGUCGCUACCUGCUGGAAGUGACUGCCCUGGGACCCUGUGGGCAGAAUACCACCAUCAUCCUCACUGCCCGCACUGCCCCAUCACCUGUCUGCAACCUGCAACUCCGUAGUCCUGGGAGCCCGUCCAGCCUCGAGGCCUCGUGGGGCGCUGCCCCCGGGGGGCAGGAUGGCUACCGACUUCUCCUCUACCACCUAGAAUCCCAGACACUGGCGCGUAACAUCUCCCUGCCGCCGGGCAGCCUGGCCUGCAAUUUUAGCAACCUCCUACCAGGUAGCGAGUAUGUUCUGGAGGUUACCACCUGGGCUGGCAACCUCCAGGCGAACACCAGCGCCCACCAGUGGACAGCCCCCGUGUCUCCCCACCAGCUGGUGCUGCACGCUCUGGGCACCCGUGCCCUGCGAGCCUCCUGGAACAGCUCUGAGGGGGCAGCCUGGUUCCACCUCAUGCUCACAAACCUCUUGGGCGGCACCAGCCUGACUGCGGUAGUCAGACGGGGAGCCUCCAAUCACACCUUCCUUCACCUCUCUCCGGGCACCCGCUACGAGCUGACGCUCAGUGCUGUGGCCGGGCCCCAACAGGCAGCGGGGCCCAAUGUCACCGAGUGGACCUAUCCUUCUGCACCCUUGGACCUGGUGGUCAUUCCCCUGCCCUCGGAGCUCUGGGCAAGCUGGAAGGCAGGGUCUGGUGCCCGGGAUGGCUACCUGCUCAGGCUAAGUGGGCAGGUGGAGAAGACCAUCACACUGGGUCCCGGAGCCCUCAACGCCACAUUCCCAGGGCCCCUGCCCGCUGGACCCUACACUCUGGAGCUGAGGGUCCUGGCCGGGCCCUAUGAUGCCUGGGCCCGGGCCAGUGCCUGGCUGAAUGAUUCUGCUGCCCAGCCCAGACAAAGCAACGGGACCACGCUGCAGCUGGAUGGGUUGGGGGCCACCAGGGAGCCCAGGAGGCAGGCACUGCUCUACACUGAGGGAACCCCAAGCCUCCUCGGAAACAUCUCCGUGCCACCUGCUUCCACGCAGGUCGCUUUGCGUGAGCUGGGGCCUGGGGCCAACUACCAGGUGGACAUUGUCUCAUCUCUGGGAAACACUACCCAGAGCCCCACAGGCCAUACAAAGCUCCUGGCACCACAGUCACUGGAUGUCACCGGCAGGGGCAGCCCCUCUGACCUGACCGUUGGUUGGGCCCCAGCACCAGGGUGGCAAGAAGGCUACAGGGUCACCUGGCAUCCGGAGGGCAGCCAGAGGUCACCAGACAGUCUUAUUGACUUGGGACCAGACAAUUCCAGCCUGACUCUGAGGGGUCUAGUGCCCGGCUCCUGCUACACUGUGUCAGUGUGGACCUGGGCAGGGAACCUCAGCUCCCCCAUCCAAAGGACCCGUGCCUGCACCCUCCCUGCUCCUCCUGCCAACUUGAGCCUGGGCCUUGCCACCCAGCCUCCUGCCCUGACCGCCUCCUGGAGUCCCCCGCCUGGGGGCAGGGAUGGCUUCCAGCUGCGGCUUUACCGCCUGAGGCCCCUGACUCUGGAAAGCAAGGAGGCUCUGACUCCUGAGACUCAGCACUUCUCCUGGACCCCGCUGCCCCCAGGCACCGCGUUCCUGGUUCAGCUGGCCACCUCGAGGGGCCCAGAUGAGAGCAGCAGCACCAAUGCCACCGGCUGGAUGCCCCCCCUCGCCCCUCCUCUGGUGAACGUGACCACUGAAGGUCCCACCCAGCUCCGGGCAUCCUGGGUGCAUGCUCCCGGGGCGCGAGAUGGCUAUCAGGUGACUCUGUACCAGGCGGGUGCCCAGGCAAGCGCCAGCACCGUGGGAGCCGAGGUGGACAGCACAAGCUUCUCAGCUCUGACCCCAGGCACUCAGUACGAGGUGGAGAUCAUGUCGCAGGCUGGGCCUCUCGGCACCGCAGCGGCCAAUGUCUCUGGUUGGACCUCCCCGCUCGUGCCCAAUGAGCUGUUGGUGUCGAUGCAGGUGGGCAGUGCCGUAAUCAACCUGGCCUGGGCCGGUGGCCCCCUGGGGCAGGGGGUGUGCCAUGCCCAACUCUCAGAGGCCGGCCACCUCUCCUGGGAGCAGCCCCUGGCGCUCGGCCAAGCCCUCCUCGUUCUAAGGGACCUCACACCUGGGCGCCAUCUGUCCCUGUCAGUGCUGUGCCAGGCGGGGCCACUCCAGGCGUCCACUCACCCCGUCGUGCUGCCUGUUGAGCCUGGCCCCGUGGAGGAUGUGCAGUGCCAGCCCGAGGCCACUCGCCUGGCCCUGCACUGGAUGAUGCCCUCGGGGGAUGUGGACACCUGUCUGGUGGUGGCAGAACAUCUGGCUGCGGGAGGGCACGCUCACAUCAUCUUCCAGGCUAACACCUCCGGGGAUGCCCUCCUGUUGCCCGGCCUGCUGCCCGCUGCUUCCUAUCGCAUCAGUCUCACCGUGCUGGGCCGGAACGGUCUGUGGAGUCGUGUGGUCACCCUGCUGUGCGUCACUUCUGCAGAGGGCUGGCGCCCCCCGGACUUAGCUGCAGCCCCCCAGCUGGAGCCUGAGGCGGGGAUGGGAGUGAUGAUCACACGGGGUAUGUUUGGCCAGGACGAUGGGCAGAUCCAGUGGUAUGGCAUCAUUGCCACCACCAACAUGUCACUGGUGCGGCCUCCCCAGGAAGCCAUCAACCACACGUGGUAUGACCACUACUAUGGAGGACAGGACUCCUACCUGGCCAUCCUGCUCCCCAACCCCUUCUACCCAGGGCCCUGGGCUGUGCCGAGAUCCUGGAUGGUGCCUAUGGGUACAGAGGACUGUGGCCAGACCCAGGAGAUCUGUAACGGGCAACUCAAGCCAGGUUCCCAGUAUCGGUUCAGUGUCGUGGCCUUUACCAGAUACAGCUCUCCUGAGACCAUUAUCUCCUUCUCAGCCUUCUCAGAGCCCAGGGCCAGUGUCUCCAGGGUAGCCACGUCCCUCCCAGCGGCAGUGGGCAUCAUGAUGGGCUGUGUCCUCACAAUCUGUGCCCUGCUGGGCCUGCUGUACUGGAGGAGGGUGAAGGGACAGAGGGCAGAGAAGAGUCGGUUUUCCCAAGAACUGACAGCUUACAACCUGCGGCGGACCCAUCGACCAAUCCCUAUCCAAAGCUUCCGGCAGAGUUUUGAGGCCAAGAGUGCGCACGCUCACCAGGCUUUCUUUCAGGAGUUCGAGGAGCUGAAGGAGGUGGGCAAGGAGCAGCCCAGGCUGGAGGCGGAGCACCCCGCCAAUGCCACCAAGAACCGUUACCCGCACGUGCUACCCUAUGAUCACUCCCGGGUCAGGCUGACCCAGCUGGAGGGAGAGCCCCACUCCGACUACAUCAAUGCCAACUUCAUCCCGGGCUACAGCCACCCGCAGGAAUUUAUUGCCACCCAGGGCCCUCUCAAGAAAACUCUGGAGGACUUCUGGCGGCUUGUGUGGGAGCAGCAGGUCCGCAUCAUUGUCAUGCUGACCGUGGGCAUGGAGAAUGGGAGGGUGCUGUGUGAGCAUUACUGGCCAGCAGACCCUACCCCUGUCACCCAUGGUCACAUCACCGUCCACCUGCUGGCUGAGGAGCCCGAGGAAGAGUGGACCAAGCGAGAAUUGCAGCUGCAGCAUAUUACCCAGCAGCAGCAGCGGAGGGUGAAGCAGCUGCAAUUCACCACCUGGCCUGACCACAGCGUCCCUGAGGCCCCCGACUCCCUGCUCUCCUUCGUGGAACUGGUACGGGAGCAGGCCCGGGCCACCCAGGGCACCGGCCCCAUCCUGGUGCACUGCAGUGCGGGCGUGGGCCGCACGGGCACCUUCGUGGCCCUGUCAAGGCUGCUGCAGCAGCUGGAGGAGGAGCAGGCGGUAGACGUGUUCAACGCUGUGUAUGCGCUGCGGCUGUACCGGCCCCUCAUGAUCCAGACCCCGACCCAAUACAUCUUCCUGCACAAUUGCCUCCUGAACAAGAUUCUGGGAGCGCCCUCUGACACCCCUGAAGCUGAGAAGACCAGACGCGGGAGCUGGGGGACCCCGAGUGCCUCCUCCCCUCUCCGCCCCUCCCCCAGGUCCCAGCCCAUCUCGGUGAUGAACUUCGCAGAGGCCUGCGCCAAGAGGGCGGCCAAUGCCAACGCCGGCUUCUUGAAAGAGUACAAGCUCCUGCUCCAGGCCAUCGAGGACGAGGCUGACUCUUCCGCGCCCCCUCCUGGCCAUGAGCAGGACAGCACGGCCGCCUAUGAUUCUUCUCAAGUGCGGUUUUCUCCGGUGGAGGAAAGUCCCCCUAACGAGAUGCUCGAAGCCUGGCUCUUCCCUGGUGGGCCUUCUGGCCAUGACCACGUUGUGCUGACUGGCCCUGCAGGACCCGAGGAGUUCUGGGAGCUGGUGUGGGAGCAUAGGGCCCAUGUGCUGGUCUCCCUGUGCCCACCUGACACCUGGGAGAAGGCGUUCUGGCCGACGGAGAAGCAGCCUGUUGUCACAGACAUGGUGACAGUGCACUGGGUGGCUGAGAGCAGCACAGCGGGCUGGCCCUGUACCCUCCUGAGGGUCACACAUGGGGAGAGCAGGAAGGAGAGGCAGGUGCAGAGGCUGCUGUUUCCGUGCUGGGAGCCAGGGCGUGAGCUCCCUGCCACCACCCUGUUACCCUUCUUGGCCGCCGUGGGCCGGUGCUGCUCUCGGGACACGAUGAAGCCAGGCACACUGCUGAGCCACUCCAGCAAGGGUGUGGCUCAGCUGGGCACCUUCCUGGCCAUGGACCAGCUGCUGCAGCAGGUGGGGGCUGAGUGCACUGUGGACAUCUUUAACGUGGCCUUGCAGCAGUCGCAGGCCUGUGGCCUCAUGACGCCAACGCUGGAACAAUACAUAUACCUCUACGACUGUCUGAACAGAGUGCUCACGGACGGGCUGCCUUGAGUCAGCACUGGUGGCUGUGCUGUGCGGGAGCAGAAGAGGUCUGUGCCCCGUUGGUCAGUGCCAAUCAGCCUCAGCAAGCCCGCUGGGGCCUGGUUUCACUGGGAGGGCCUCCUGCACGCUGGGCCCUGUGCCGUGAAGGGGGAGAGGUGAGCAAUAAAGAAUGUGCUCAACCUGA
Felis catus (domestic cat) is the source of this 5896-nucleotide messenger RNA. It is a transcript of the gene PTPRV, whose product is annotated as receptor-type tyrosine-protein phosphatase V-like. The transcript is spliced from 36 exons. The record is from RefSeq and is a predicted model, not a curated record. Gene Ontology annotation, molecular function: protein binding; protein tyrosine phosphatase activity. The coding region runs from base 556 to 5721 and encodes 1721 amino acids. NCBI's taxonomy places the organism in Eukaryota, Metazoa, Chordata, Mammalia, Carnivora, Felidae. Gene Ontology annotation, biological process: protein dephosphorylation.